Molecule: messenger RNA, 1965 nt
Organism: Salvia splendens (bonfire salvia)
Lineage: Eukaryota; Viridiplantae; Streptophyta; Magnoliopsida; Lamiales; Lamiaceae
Exons: 3
Coding region: 1-1965 (654 amino acids)
Source: RefSeq, a predicted model, not a curated record
AUGGCAGAUAACAAUGAGAUACCACCACCUGUUGUGAGGUUUGGCGAUACACUGAGAUCGGGAAUUGAGUACCCCGGAGAGUUUGCUUAUGCGAACAACAACAUCAACAUUCCACCUCACUAUAUUAGUUUGGUGAAUGGGGGGAAUCUUUUCCAUGGACGGGAUGAUGAGGACCCGGUGAGCCACCUCAAUGCCUUCUACGAGUUGACGAACUCUCACAGACCCCCGAAUGUGGAACACAAUCUAAUCAAGAGGGUCUUAUUCCCAUUCUCUCUGAGGGAGAAAGCAAGAGCUUGGUAUGACUCUAUCCCGGGCUACAACAUAGCAACGUUCCAAGAGUUGAAGACGUUGUUCCUCUUGGAAUACAAUUCUCCUAUGAAGAUUGAGAAGUUGAGAGAGGAGAUCACCUCUUUCCGACAAAAGUAUGACGAGUCCUUCGCGGAAGCAUGGAAGAGAUUCACGGAAUUGAUAAGGAAAUGCCCAAGUCACGGACUAGCUCCGGGGCAUGACCUUUUGAAAUUCUACAAGGGACUCAACAGUGAAGGCACGGGAUUGGUGACUGCAGGUUCGAAUGGGAACCUAGAUGAUCUAACUCACGAUGAGGUGAGGGCUUUGUUUCAAAGGCUGGCCAACAAUCAACGGAAUUGGCACAAUCCAAGGCGAGGGGCUGAUAGAGCGGGAGAUACAUUUGGUGCUACCAAGGAUGCGGAAAGAGUGACCGCAAUUGAGGCUCAACUGGCGGACAUUAGCACUCAAAUGUCGUCGAUGACAAAGGCAGUUAAAUCUCUUCAACUGACUCCUCAACCCCAAGCUGUGACGGUGAUGAGAUGUGGGUUGUGCCAAGGCGGGCAUCAUACUGAUCAGUGCCCAAGUCUUCAAGGACCACCUGUGGAAGAUGUGAACUAUAUUGGCAACAAUCGCCAAGGGUUCAAUCAAGGCAACCAAUACAACAAUCAGCAAAAUUGGAGACCUCAACAAACGGGAUGGAAUCAGGCUGGUCCUAGCAACAACUCGGGAAAUCAAUGGAGGAACAACACUCAACCGCCGGGUUAUGAGAAGAAGCCAACCGUCGAGGAUCAGUUGGGGCAGAUUCUCUCUUUCAUGACUAAGAGUCAAAAGGAGAACGAAAUUUUCAAGGAAAGGACGGUGGAAAAGUUUGGGCAGAUGGAUGCGACAAUGAGGAAUCUUGAGACGCAGAUAGGGCAGCUUGCCACGGCAUCACACACGAGGAUUCCUAACACCAUCCCGAGCAAUACCGUACCUAAUCCGAGAGGCAAUGAACAGUGUAAGGCAGUGGUCUUGAGAAGUGGUCGUGAGUUGGAUUCGACACCAUCAAUGGACGGCCAAGAAAAGAAGGGAAAGCAGAAAGUAGAGAUGGGAUCAAAUGGACAGCUGAUGACAAGUCCGGCAUUAGACCCGAAAAGCAAGUUCAACUUCCCUGAUCACAUUCCUCCUCCACCAUAUCCACCGAAGAGGAAGAACAGAGCUCCAAAGGAGAAAAGCUUCGAGUGGAUGAUGAACGUGAUUCGAAAAGUGAAUGUGGAUGUAUCGUUGGUGGACCUCUUCACUAAUUUCCCCAAGUUCUCCAAGUUCUUUAAGGACAUGAUGGCAAACAAGGAGAAACUUCAAGACGAGGGAAUAGUGGCAUUGAGCAUGAAUUGCUCACAAUUGAUUUCGGGAAUGAUGCCCAUGAAGAAGAGGGAUCCGGGAAGUUGUGUGAUUCCUUGUGAGAUAGGCAACACAAUUUUCACCAAAUGUCUAUUGGAUCAAGGAUCGGGGAUCUCACUGAUGGCAUUGAAAACAGCACGUGCCAUUGGACUGGAGAACAGAAUGGAGCCCAUCGACAUUGCCCUACAACUGGCUGAUCAUUCCAUUGUGAAGCCCACUGGAAUAGUAGAGGAUGUCUUAGUCAAGGUAGACAAGGGACGUGUUGCUAGGAGCAAAGGACAACUCGGUCACGUUUAG